GCUAGUCUUUGGGUGUCUGGAAUAAACGCCAUGUUCAGACACAGUAACCCCGAUAACUGAGCUCCCUGGGCAGAUGAUUGACUUUUGAAUGGAAUCUGUAUGUUGUAAAGAGGGUGCAACUGAUCAUCGCUUGCUGGUGAAUUUGGAUUCAUCAUUCAGGGCAACGGAUAUACAGAGGAAUAUUAAGGCUUUCUUGGGAAUAACCACUGCAGGUGUGGUGAAGGUAAAGAGGUGCCGACCUGGAUGGAUUGUUGAAUAGCUGGAGCGACAUCUGGAAUAUCACCUCAGACUGAUGGAGGGCUGAAGGCUUUUGUGGAUCAGAUGCCGUCACCGUUUUUGAAUUCACUAUGGCAUUCAAACCACGUGCAUGCAGGCAGCCCCGAGAGCAACAACAACAUGGCGAGCCUGGGGCUCACAUAUGAAGGGUGUAAUUUCUUUAGGCAAAGGCUCAUUUUAUCCACACUGACUGGAAAAUGGGUCAAAAUCAAAAACAUUCGUUCAAGUGAUGAUAAUCCCGGACUUCAAGAUUUUGAGGCCAGCUUCAUUAGACUUUUGGACAAAAUAACAAAUGGCACCCGAAUUGAAAUUAAUCAAACAGGUACUGUUCUUUUCUACCAGCCGGGCCUGCUCUACGGGGGCGCUGUGGAGCACGACUGCAACCCGCAGCGCUCAGUGGGUUACUACCUGGAGGCCCUUUUGAUGCUGGCCCCCUUCAUGAAGAGUCCACUGCGAGCCACUCUCAAGGGCGUCACCAAUGACCAGCGAGACCCCUCCGUGGAUACAUUGAAGGCCACCUCCAUUCCCCUGAUGAAGCACUUUGGACUUGAUGGCGAGGGUCUUGAGUUGAAGAUUGUAAAACGGGGGAUGCCCCCUGGUGGUGGAGGCGAGGUGUUUUUCUCCUGUCCAGUCCGGCGGACGGUUCGACCCGUCCAGCUGACCGACCCUGGGAAAAUCAAGCGCAUCCGCGGGACGGCAUAUUCAGUAAGAGUUUCCCCACAAAUGGCAAACAGAAUAGUGGACUCUGCCCGGAACAUUCUCAACAAAUUUAUUCCGGAUAUUUACAUACACACAGACCACAUGAAGGGCGCGAAUGCUGGGAAGUCGCCAGGUUUUGGCCUUACGCUUGUGGCCGAGACAACAAAUGGCACGUUCCUAAGCGCGGAGCUCGUCUCCAACCCCCAGGGACAGGGCAGCCCGAUGCUCCCAGAGGACCUCGGGAGGAACUGUGCCAGGCUGCUGCUGGAGGAGAUUUACAGGGGCGGCUGUGUGGACUCGACCAAUCAGACUCUGGCACUCCUCUACAUGACGCUGGGACAGCAGGACGUGUCUAAAGCUGUCCUGGGCCCAUUGUCGCCCUACACAAUCGAGUUCCUCCGGCACGUCAGGGACUUCUUCCAGAUCAUGUUUAAGAUCGAAACUCAGAUGCCAGAGGAGGACAGCCGUAAAGGAGGAAGCAAAGUGCUGGUGGCCUGCGUGGGAGCUGGCUUUGCUAACAUCAGCAAAACCCUCAAAUAAGACUUCAUGUCAGCAUAGUUUUUAAAAAAUCCAAUGUGUAAAGCGUCUGGAAGCUCUGAAUCUGUGAGCCAUCACUUUAGAUAUUUUGUUGCUUAGUACAGAAACGUUUUAUUGAAGACCUUUGUACCACCAUCCCUAAAUAAACAGUGUAAUAAAAUUAAGAUAUUUUGGCA
This is a messenger RNA of Brienomyrus brachyistius, 1688 nucleotides long. RefSeq names its product RNA terminal phosphate cyclase-like 1 (gene rcl1). Gene Ontology annotation, biological process: endonucleolytic cleavage of tricistronic rRNA transcript (SSU-rRNA, 5.8S rRNA, LSU-rRNA); ribosome biogenesis. Lineage: Eukaryota; Metazoa; Chordata; Actinopteri; Osteoglossiformes; Mormyridae. Gene Ontology annotation, molecular function: RNA endonuclease activity. The record is from RefSeq and is a predicted model, not a curated record. Bases 322 to 1515 code for a protein of 397 amino acids. The transcript has 11 exons. Gene Ontology annotation, cellular component: nucleolus.